Cynara cardunculus var. scolymus (artichoke) is the source of this 3317-nucleotide messenger RNA. RefSeq names its product AMP deaminase-like. NCBI's taxonomy places the organism in Eukaryota, Viridiplantae, Streptophyta, Magnoliopsida, Asterales, Asteraceae. Gene Ontology annotation, cellular component: cytosol. Gene Ontology annotation, molecular function: AMP deaminase activity. The record is from RefSeq and is a predicted model, not a curated record. Gene Ontology annotation, biological process: IMP salvage; AMP metabolic process. The coding region runs from base 201 to 2753 and encodes 850 amino acids. The transcript is spliced from 21 exons.
GUUCUUCCGCAUAAACUCCUUUUUAUUCUUAUUCUUGUUCUCCCCACCUAUAAAUACUUCACUUCCAUCUUCAUUAUAAACCCCAAACCCUGGUUCGUUAUCAGUAGGGUUUUGAGCUCCAUCAUCACUCAUUGCAACCCAUUUUCUUCGAUCACCAUUAUUAUUAUUAUAUAUCUAUACCUGUAGACAGAGAGGCCUACAUGGAUGCUUAUGCGUUGCAUCUAGCUAUGGCGGCACUAGCCGGAGCCUCAUUCGUCGCCGUUUCCGCCUUCUACAUGCACCGGAAAACCCUAAAUCAAUUACUGGAGUUUGCAAAGACUGUUGAGAAGGAGAGAGAAGACGACAGUGGGACCUACGAUGAUGACUCGUCUCUGCAUUACAGGAAGUAUGGUGGUACUGAGAAGCAGCAUCAGAGGCGGAACCAGGGAGGACGGGGAAAAGGAGGAGAUGAUGGAUAUUAUCGUCGGUCUUCGACUUCCUUGCCUGACGUCACGGCGAUUUCUGGUGGCGUAGGUGCUUGUGAUGCGGAUGUUAUUCCGCCCGGGUUGCCUACACUCUGUACGCUUUCGGAAGAGAAAUCUGCUGCUGGGUCAACAAAGAGAACAGGGCUUCCACUUAGACCGACUUCUCCAAAGUCUCCAAUUGCAAGUGCAAGUGCUCUCGAAAGUGGGGAAGGAUCUGAAGAAGAUGCUGAUAUUACUGACAAUACUAAACUAGAUACAACAUACCUUCACACCAAUGGAAAUGCUGAGUGCACAAGCCUAAAUUUACCAGAACAUGUUAAUCCAAAUGGAGAGCAAUUGCCUAUAGCUUCAUCUGGCAUGAUUCGCUCACAUAGCAUAUCUGGAGACCUGCAUGGUGUUCAACCUGAUCCAGUAGCUGCUGAUAUUCUUAGAAAAGAACCAGAGCAUGAAACCUUUGUACGACUGAGAAUCACCCCAUCUGAGACACCGUCUUCUGAUGAAGCUGAGGUCUACAGAGCCUUACAAGUUUGUCUUGAAAUGCGAAGGAGCUAUGUGUUUAGAGAAAGUAUUGCUCCAUGGGAGAAGGAAGUUAUAACUGAUCCUAGUACUCCGAAGCGGAAUCCAAAUCCUUUUCAGUAUUUCCCUGAGAGAAAAUCCAAUCAUUAUUUUCAAAUGGAAGACGGAGUGGUUCAUGUUUAUGCAGAUAAAGAUUCAAAAGAGAAGCUUUUUCCAGUUGCUGAUGCAACUACAUUUUUCACUGACCUGCAUCACAUCCUUAAGAUAAUAGCUGCUGGGAAUGCACGAACAGUAUGUCAUCAUCGACUUGGUCUCCUGGAACAGAAAUUCAACCUUCAUUUGAUGCUAAAUGCGGACAAAGAAUUCCUAGCUCAGAAAAGUGCACCACAUCGCGACUUCUAUAAUGUCCGUAAGGUCGACACUCAUGUUCAUCACUCUGCAUGUAUGAAUCAGAAGCAUCUGUUGAGGUUCAUAAAGUCCAAAUUAAGAAAGGAACCAGAUGAGGUUGUAAUCUUUCGUGAUGGUACAUAUCUGACCUUAAAAGAGGUUUUUGAGAGCCUGGAUUUAACUGGGUAUGACCUCAAUGUUGAUCUAUUAGAUGUGCAUGCAGACAAGAGCACUUUUCAUCGUUUUGACAAAUUCAAUCUGAAAUACAAUCCAUGUGGUCAGAGUAGGCUUAGGGAGAUUUUCUUGAAGCAGGAUAAUCUGAUUCAGGGCCGUUUCCUUGCUGAGCUGACAAAACAAGUGUUUGCAGAUCUUGAUGCAAGUAAAUAUCAAAUGGCUGAAUACAGAAUAUCUAUAUAUGGGAGAAAACAAAGCGAGUGGGACAAUUUGGCGAGUUGGAUCGUGAAUAAUGAAUUGUACAGUGAGAACGUUGUCUGGUUGAUUCAGCUGCCCCGGCUUUAUAAUGUAUACAAGGAAAUGGGUAUUGUCACAUCAUUUCAGACGAUGCUGGACAAUAUCUUCCUUCCUCUCUUUGAGGUUACCGUGGACCCAGAAUCACAUCCUCAGUUGCAUAUUUUCUUGAAACAGGUGGUAGGAUUGGAUUUGGUGGAUGACGAGAGCAAACCUGAAAGGCGUCCUACCAAGCACAUGCCAACACCUGCACAAUGGACCAAUAUAUUCAAUCCUGCCUUCUCAUACUAUGUGUACUAUUGUUAUGCAAAUCUCUAUACCCUAAAUAAGCUCCGUGAAUCUAAAGGAAUGACAACCAUCAGAUUCCGUCCUCAUUGUGGAGAGGCUGGUGAUAUCGACCACCUAGCUGCCUCAUUUCUUACAACUCAUAACAUUGCCCAUGGCAUCAAUCUCAGAAAAUCUCCUGUGCUUCAAUAUCUAUACUACCUUGCUCAGAUUGGUCUUGCAAUGUCUCCUUUAAGCAACAACUCCUUAUUUUUGGAUUACCAUCGGAACCCUUUUCCAAUGUUUUUUCUUCGAGGCCUUAAUGUUUCCCUAUCUACUGAUGAUCCAUUACAAAUCCACCUGACAAAGGAACCUUUGGUGGAAGAAUACAGUAUUGCUGCUUCUGUAUGGAAGUUGAGUGCAUGUGAUCUUUGUGAGAUCGCCCGUAAUUCUGUGUACCAAUCAGGUUUCUCGCAUGUUUUGAAGUCUCACUGGAUUGGGCAUGAGUACUUCAAGAGAGGACCGCAUGGAAAUGAUAUUCACAAGACAAAUGUACCGCAUAUCCGACUUGAAUUCCGAGAAGUGAUCUGGAGAGAGGAGAUGCAACAAGUUUAUCUGGGGAAGGCCAAUUUUCCUGAAUAUAUUGAAACCUAGUUUUAUACAUGCACUCUUGCCACCAUAAUCACCUGGAGGUUGUAUCUUUCCACGGAUUUGUCAAUUCCUGCAAUGAAAAAGUCCCGGCCCCAUAAAUCUUGGCUGUAAAACGUUUAUCUAUGGUUUCAAAAGUUGCAGAUGUUAGCUGUUUGCAGUUUCCGUUGGCGGCGUGUUGCUGACAUCUUGAUGCGCUAAAAGUCAAGGGCUAAGUCGGGUCAACUCGAGAGUUGACUAAAUGCGUUAGAGGUAGAACUCUGUUCAUGAAAAAGUCAAUAAACGUUUUAUUAUAUAUAAGAGGUUGGGUUUACCAAUUUAGGAUUGAUUUGGUCUAUCUAAAAUAUAUAGCAGUCUAAUAACAACAAUAGAAAUGGUGCUGGAUCUAGGGUUUUAGCAACUUUUACACACCAUAAGAUGAACAGCCUGGUACACCCACAAAUAAUUGUUGUUUUGGUUGCUUAAGUUUUGACCUGUUUCUGAAAUAAUGUGGACAUAUGCAAUGGCAUAUAUUGUAAUCUGUAGCGCUCUCUUCGUCGAAUCGUAAAUCUACGGUUUUCUACAGUUUUU